Messenger RNA from Durio zibethinus, 1679 nucleotides. Its product is annotated as uracil-DNA glycosylase, mitochondrial-like. Lineage: Eukaryota; Viridiplantae; Streptophyta; Magnoliopsida; Malvales; Malvaceae. Gene Ontology annotation, biological process: base-excision repair; base-excision repair, AP site formation via deaminated base removal. The record is from RefSeq and is a predicted model, not a curated record. Gene Ontology annotation, molecular function: uracil DNA N-glycosylase activity.
AUGCAGAACCCUGAUAAACUAAUUGAGGCUCCGCCAGGACCUGGAUCCCGAAUGAAUCCUCCGAUGAGGAGUUUGCUGGGCUGGAAUAGGGAUUGUGAUUGUGUGAUGCAGUCAACCUUAGGUACGGACUUAAAAUUAUCUGUUCAGAGCCUCGCCUUUCGGGCGGCCCUGACAGUUCUAACUGUUGACAAAAGUUCAAAAGCAUAUCUUCCUUUCAGCCUUUCCCUCCUAAUCCCUCCCUGGUUUCCCUCCAAAUCCUUCCCUAUUAAUGGUCAAACAGACGCUUCUUCGUUUGGGUGCCUUACUUGUUCCCUACAGCUACAGCUACAGCUACAGCUACAGCCAAGAUCAAUGGCCGCCGCAUCCUCCAAAGCCAUAACCGAUUUCUUCCAACCAAACCCAGGCCCACCCAAGCGUCAGAAACUCUCCUCUCCUCCCGAUCACCAACACCAACCACUUUCCUCUCUCACCACCCAGCAAAAAAAUCGGAUGGAAUUAAACAAAUCCCUGGCCAAAUCAAAACGCAACCUCAAAAUAUGUUCCCAAAAGAUAUUAUCCCAAUCCAAGGUUGAAGGAUCAGGAUACGUCAAACUGGAGGAACUCUUGGUGGAGGAAACAUGGCUUGAAGCCCUACCCGGAGAGCUUCAGAAGCUUUACGCAACUAACUUGUGCAAAUUUGUUGAGAAGGAGAUAUCCAAUGGCAGCGUCCCCAUAUACCCACCCCAGCAUUUGAUUUUCAAUGCCUUUAAUUCUACUCCAUUUCACAGGGUCAAAGCUGUUAUUAUUGGACAGGACCCUUAUCAUGGACCUGGUCAAGCAAUGGGGCUUUCAUUUUCAGUGCCAGAGGGAGUUAAGGUUCCCUCAAGUCUGGUGAAUAUAUUUAAGGAACUUAAGCAAGAUCUUGGCUGUUCAAUUCCAUCUCAUGGAAAUCUAGAGAAAUGGGCUGUUCAGGGUGUUCUUUUGCUUAACACUGUUCUCACAGUUAGGAAGCAGCAAGCUAAUUCUCAUGCAAAGAAAGGCUGGGAGCAAUUUACUGAUGCUAUUAUUAAGAUUAUCUCACAAAAGAAGGAAGGAGUCGUUUUCCUCCUCUGGGGGAACUCAGCUCAAGAGAAAUCCAGGUUCAUUGAUCAGACAAAGCAUCACAUUCUCAAGGCAGCACAUCCCUCUGGUUUGUCUGCAAAUAAAGGCUUCUUUGGUUGCAGGCAUUUCUCUCGCACAAACCAGCUUUUGGUGCCAAAGGGAAUUCCCCCCAUAGAUUGGCAACUUUGAUUUCAAGGGUGAUCUUUUUUUGCAGACGGUUUGUAUGCGAACUAAUCGAUAUUCUUCGACUUGAAUUUUGCUAGAACGGCAAAUGUUUUGGGGAUUUGCUGCAAAUUUGUUUGCUCAUAUUGGCAAAGACACUUUUUGUGAUGGUUUUGUGACAGUUCAGUGAUCCAUCGUCUACUGGCUUUAGGAGCCAAAUUUUGUACAUAUGUAACCAACAUUUGUGCAAUGAUAUCAUGCUCAUUGCUCUUUGCUAUACUUCAUCCUCUUUGUUUAUUGGUUACUAAUCAAUCACUUCAUAUUAGUAAUGAAUUUGACGAGAAUAAUACAUAACAUAAAAGGUUAAAGAGGUAAAAUCACUACUUAACAAAGAUAAACGGAUGAAAUAUUUGUAUUUGUUGAAUGAAAUGAACCGA